AUGAGCAACUUUUUAUUUAUUUUAAAAACAAUAAAUUUAUUUAUUGACAUUAUUGGAUUUUUAUUUUACGGAAAUAUUGUUAUAUUGACGAUUAAACAUAAAAAACUCCACACUAUUUGUCAUAUACUUCUCGGGUUAUAUUCAAUUUGUCAAUCUUUUUCCAAAAUUAUAAUGUUAAUACCCUAUAUUUUACAAUAUAUUCUUCCAAAUUUUGAAAAAAAUUUAAAAUUUAUUUAUUUUUGUAUAAUAUUUAAUAUUAUACCUUUUUCUUUUAUGAUGGGAGCUUUUACUUAUAUGUUGGCUAUUGGAAUUGAUAGAAUGUUGGGAAUUUAUUUUCCACUUUGGUAUAAACAAAAGAAAAGCAAACUUUACUGGUCUUUUUUAACAAUAAUGCCAUUAAUUUAUCCAACUUAUAAUACUUAUAUAGUUAUUCAAUCUUUAGUUGGAGGAAAUAAUUCGUUAGUUUUUUAA
This is a messenger RNA of Meloidogyne enterolobii, 471 nucleotides long. Lineage: Eukaryota; Metazoa; Nematoda; Chromadorea; Rhabditida; Meloidogynidae. The record is from the annotation of a GenBank genome assembly.